Molecule: messenger RNA, 5506 nt
Organism: Delphinapterus leucas (beluga whale)
Lineage: Eukaryota; Metazoa; Chordata; Mammalia; Artiodactyla; Monodontidae
Source: RefSeq, a predicted model, not a curated record
CCCGGGCCCAGGAGCAGAGGGUCUGGGGGCCGGGAGCCGGGGAGGAGGGCGACGACAAGGCGGGGCCGGGGCGGCUCGCGGUGUCGGGCGGUUCCGGGGGCCCGGAGCCUGGGGCCGGGAGGAGGGCAACGCCGAGGUGCGCGGGACUUCCUUCGCGCGGCCUCCCGGAUUAUUUUCGUCCAGAAAUCCUGCUUGGGCCGAGCGCCCGAGCGCGUGGCUGGUCAGGCUGAGGCUUCGGGGUGCGGGGCGGGCGUCCGAACGGUCAGCGCGAGACAAGGGCCACCUCCGGGGCCACCUCCGGCGCAGACAGGUCUGACUGAGGGCCGCGUGGCUACUUGAGGCACGGGGGAGCUGACCCGGUGGCGAGGAGGCGGCGCCAGAGGCGCUCGCGAAGGUGGUUUAACGGAGGCGUAAAGACCUUGCACCGCUGGAGGUGAGAGGAUCAAAUCGGUUCCAGCCCUGACCAGGCCUGCGUUUCAUCAUGGCCCUCUACUUUGACCACCGCAUAGAAGCCCCAGAUGCAGUUGGGUCUCCCUCCCACAUCAGUUGGCACCCCGUUCACCCAUUCCUGGCAGUCGCUUCCAUUAGCACAGCCUCAGGAGGCAGUGUGGAUAUAUAUCGGGAGCAAGGUGAGUGCGUGCCAGACACGCAUAUUGAGAGGUCGUUCCGGGUCACCUCCCUCUGCUGGCACCCGACGCGGCUGAUCCUGGCUAUUGGCUGGGAGACCGGAGAAGUGGUCGUGUUUAAUAAGCAAGACAAGGAGCAGCAUGUGGUCCCCCCGACGCAAACCGCCGACGUCACCGUCCUCAACUGGAGCCCCAACGGGAACUGCCUGGUAUCCGGGGAUAGGCUUGGUGUCUUGCUCUUAUGGAAGUUGGACCAAAGGGGUCGAGUACAAGGGGCACCGCUGCUGAAGCACGAGUAUGGAAAACACCUCACUCACUGCAUCUUCCGGCUCCCCCCUCCCGGCGAGGACCUCGUUCAGUUGGCGAAGGCAGCUGUAAGUGGUGAUGAGAAAGCCCUGGACAAGUUUAACUGGAGGAAGUGUGGCUUUGGAAGUUUCCUGAAAAUGGGACCUCAAGAGGGACUCUCAUUCUUUGUCAGCUUGACCGAUGGGACCGUGCACUACGUGGACGAGAAGGGCAGGACGGCCCGGGUGGCGUCCACGGACAGCUCUGUUCAGACGCUGUUCUACCUGGAGAAGAGAGAGGUGCUGGUGGCAGUCACCGAGAGCCUGCUGCUGUGUCUGUUCACGGUGAUGCCCGAGGGCACAGCCGAGGAGGUGAUGAAGGUAAAGCUGAGUGGAAAUAUGGGUCGCCGGGCAAACGUCGCCCUGAUCAACGGCAGCCUUCUUGUGACCGCCACUGGGGAGGCGGUCCUCAGAUUCUGGGAUUUAGAACGAGGAGAGAAUUACGUACUGAGUCCAGAGGAGAAGUUUGGUUUUGAAAAAGGAGAGAAUAUGAACUGUGUUUCUUACUGUAGAGUCAAAGGUCUUCUGGCAGCAGGUACCGAUAAAGGGCGCGUAGCCAUGUGGAGAAAAGUGCCAGGCCCCCAGAGCAGCCAAGGGGUGGAGGGCAAAGACAGGUGGACCCUUCAGAUCCCCACUGAGCUUGAAGGAAACAUCACACAGAUAAAGUGGGGCUCCAGGAAGAGCCUCCUGGCAGUGAACAGCAUCAGCUCCGUGCUCAUCCUCCGCGAGCAGGCCAUGUCGUCCCACUUCCACCAGCAGGUGGCCGCGGUGCAGGUCUCCCCGAGCCUACUCAGCGUGUCCUUCCUGUCCACGGGGGUGACGCACAGCCUGCGUACAGACAUGUACAUCAGCGGAGUGUUCGCCACCAAGGAUGCUGUUGCCGUCUGGAAUGGAAAACAGGUGGUGAUCUUUGAGCCUUCUGGAGCCACAUUACGAAGUGCAGGUACCUUCCUGUGUGAGUCUCCAGUGUUAGCCAUGCACGAAGAAAACGUUUAUACGGUGGAGCCAAACCGAGUCCAAGUUCGAACGUGGCAGGGGACUGUGAAACAACUCCUGCCAUUUUCCGAAACAGAGGGGAACCCAUGCUUCUUUGACAUCUGUGGAAAUUUCCUGGUUGUAGGGACAGACUUGGCUCACUUUAAAAGCUUUGAUCUAUCCCGAAGAGAGGCGAAGGUGCACUGCAGCUGCAAGAGCCUGGCAGGGCUGGUCCCCGGCGUUGGGGGCAUGGCCUCCCUCAGGUGCAAUGCCAACGGCAGCAAGAUCAGCAUCCUCCUCAGCAAGGCUGACAACAGCCCCGAUUCCAGAAUCUGCUUCUACGACGUGGAAAUGGACACAGUGACCAUCCUCGACUUCAAGAGGGGACAGAUAGAUCAGAGAGAGACAUUGUCCUUUAAUGGACAGGAGACUAAGAAAAGCCAGGCCCUCGCAGAUGAGAGGCUGACGAAUCUCGUGCCUGUGAGCCACUUCUGGGAUCAGAGUGAGCCCAGGCUGUUUGUGUGUGAAGCCGUGCAGGAAGUGCCGGGCGCCCCGCUGCAGCCAAUGGACAGGAAGGCCCUGGGCGAGGCCAGCACAGGCCCCACGGCAGACGUGCUGGUCCUGUCUUUCUUCGUCUCUGAAGAGCAUGGCUUCAUGUUGCAGGACAGCUUCCUCCGGCCUCCCGUCUUCCAGACGCUCCUGGGAAUCCAAGUGCCCCAUUAUUACUUCAUGAGAAAGCCAGGAGAAGUGGACCUCGAGGACCAGGUGGACUCCGGGUCCCAGCGCAUCCCCCAGACAGUGGGCAGGAGGCCCCUGCGGGACUUCGUGGGGCUAGAAGACUGUGACAAGCCCACGCGGGACGCCAUGCUCAACUUCACCUUCUUCCUGGCUGUCGGGGACAUGGACGAAGCCUUCCGGUCCAUCAAGCUCAUCAAGAGUGAGGCUGUCUGGGAGAACAUGGCGCGCAUGUGCGUGAAGACUCAGCGGCUGGAUGUCGCCAAGGUGUGCCUGGGGCACAUGGGCCACGCGCGCGGAGCCCGGGCGCUGCGGGAGGCUGAGCAGGAGCCAGAGCCAGAGGCCAGGGUGGCCGUGUUGGCCAUACAGCUGGGCAUGCUGGAGGACGCGGAGCAUCUGUACAAGAAAUGCGGGCGCUACGACCUCCUCAAUAGGCUCCUGCAGGCAGAGGGCCAGUGGCAGAGGGCCAUUGAGCUGGCUGAGCGACACGACCGUGUGCACCUGCGCACCACCUACUACAAUUACGCCCGGCACCUGGAGGCCAGCGGGGACUGCAGCCUGGCCCUCAGCUACUACGAGAAAUCAGACACGCACCGCUUCGAGGUGCCACGGAUGCUGGCAGAGGACCUGCAGGCCCUGGAGCUAUACAUCAACAAGAUGAAGGACAAGACCCUGUGGAGGUGGUGGGCCCAGUACCUGGAGAGCCAGGCCGAGAUGGAUGCCGCACUUCGCUACUAUGAGCUGGCGCACGACUACUUCUCUCUGGUCCGCGUUUACUGCUUCCAGGGCAACAUCCAGAAGGCCGCAGAGAUAGCCAGCGAGACCGGGAACUGGGCGGCCUCCUACCACCUGGCCCGCCAGUACGAGAGCCAGGACGAGGUGCGGCAGGCCGUGCACUUCUACACACGCGCCCAGGCCUUCAACAAUGCCAUCCGUCUCUGUAAGGAGCACGGCCUGGAUGACCAGCUUAUGAAUUUGGCCCUGCUGAGCUCCCCCAAGGACAUGAUCGAGGCCGCACGCUACUACGAGGAGAAGGGCGAGCAGAUGGACCAGGCGGUCAUGCUGUACCACAAGGUGAGGCCACCCACUCCAGGCCCCAGGCACAGUGGGGCGCCCAGACGGUGCUGCUCAGAGCUCCCCCGCUGUCCACAGGCCGGCCACUUCUCCAAGGCCCUGGAGCUGGCCUUCGCCACACAGCAGUUUGUGGCCCUGCAGCUUGUGGCAGAGGACCUGGACGAGAAGUCAGACCCCGCCCUCCUGGCCCGCUGCUCCGAUUUCUUCCUGGAGCACAGUCAGUACGAGAAGGCGGUGGAGCUGCUGCUGGCCGCCAAGAAGUAUCACGAAGCCCUGCAGCUCUGCCUGGAGCAGAACUUGACCAUCACUGAGGAGAUGGCUGAAAAGAUGACGGUGUCCAAGGACUGCAAGGAGCUGUCUGAAGAGUCCCGGCGUGAGCUGCUGGAGCAGAUUGCCAGCUGCUGCAUGCGCCAGGGCAACUACCACCUGGCCACCAAGAAGUACACGCAGGCAGGGGACAGGCUGAAGGCCAUGAGAGCACUGCUCAAGUCUGGGGACACUGAGAAAAUUGUGUUCUUUGCUGGCGUCUCGAGGCAAAAGGAGAUCUACAUCAUGGCAGCCAACUACCUGCAGUCCCUGGACUGGCGGAAGGACCCGGAGAUCAUGAAGAGCAUCAUCAGCUUCUACACCAAGGGCCGGGCCCUGGACCUCCUGGCCGGCUUCUACGAUGCCUGUGCCCAGGUAGAGAUCGACGAGUACCAGAACUACGACAAGGCCCACGGGGCACUGACUGAGGCCUACAAGUGCCUGUCCAAGGCCAAGGCCAGGAGCCCACUGGACCAGGAGGCCAGGCUGGCGCAGCUGCAGAGCAAAAUGGCACUGGUGAAGCGCUUCAUGCAGGCCCACAGGACAUACACCGAGGACCCCAAGGAGUCGGUCAGGCAGUGCAAGCUGCUCCUGGAGGAGCCGGACCUGGACAGCACCGUCCGCGUCGGGGACGUAUACGGCUUCCUGGUUGAGCACCACGUGCAGAUGGAGGACCUGCAGACGGCCUACGAGUACCUGGAGGAGAUGCGGAAGAGAGUGCCCUCCACCAACGUGUCGUACUACGUGAGCCAGCGCACUGUGGACGCCGUGCACCAGGGCCUGGGCAUCCCUCUGAUGUGCACCAUGCCGGAGCAGAUGCGCCACAACAACAUGGAGGACCACAAGGAGAUGGACGAGGAGGUGAUGGAGGAGGUGGAGAAUGGCCCCUGAGGGCCUGCCGCUGCCCAGGCUCUUCUGGGACUUGCCAGUCAUUAUCAGUAGCAGGAGCCUGAUGUUCUUGGUGAAAGUUUUGUGUCUGAGUCCGUAGGCAGAGCUGUGGGAAAAUGCGCUAGCCUCCGAGGGGCAUCAGGGGGAGGGUCUCUAAGCCACCCCUUCUGAGUCCCUGACCCCUGCAGGGUUUUGUUUUAGCCCCUUGGCAGUCAAGGGAGUUGGUUCAUUUUUCCCAUGACAUUCCCCCAAGUACAGGGUGUAAAGCCUAAGAAACUGAGGGUGUCCCCAUAUUCCCGCCCCCCCCCUCCUGGCACCCACACAGGUUGCCCAGCAGUGCAUCUGACUGGUUCCCGCAGGACACCCCGUCCUGACCACAGGGAGACAACGGUUGGCACUGGGCUGCAUCGGGAGGCUCUGUCCAUCUAGGCCACGCCCUUUCCGUCACCAGCUCCCACCAUAAGGGGCCAUCAGGGACAGCACCAUGAUGGGGGCGGGGGGGCUGCCUCAUGCUUUCCCACCCCCAGCUCCACCCACCAGCUGCCGAAAUUCUCCAAA